Acanthoscelides obtectus is the source of this 1202-nucleotide messenger RNA. NCBI's taxonomy places the organism in Eukaryota, Metazoa, Arthropoda, Insecta, Coleoptera, Chrysomelidae. The record is from the annotation of a GenBank genome assembly.
GUUCUAUUUGGUUAUCCGCUUGAAUUUGAUUUAUAACCACGAUACAUAAUAAGUGUUGUUUAACGAUUUCAAGAAAAAUUUUGCUACGGAUAGUCAUCUAGAGUCUAGAGUAUAUUUCUAUAGUUGUCUUGUGUGGCCAUGUUAUCUUCACUAAAAACCAACAAAUAUAUCGUUAUGGACACAAUAGUCGAGGAAUUUGGCCCUGAGCAACAUCUGACAGUCUCUGAUCGUAUUGAGAAUUAUAAAAUACAGCUAUCAGAAUUAGAAAGCUUGCAAUCAACAUUCUGUCUCCCUGGAGAGAUACAAGUUGAUCAUCCCAUUACUGUCAAUGAUAUGGAUAAAUAUAUUAAUGGAGAAACAGAUGUGAUUCCAUCUAUGCUACAUUAUGUUGUGAACAUAAAAGUAGACGAUCAGAAAUUUGAGAUAUGCAUUACCUUAGCAGAUAGGUAUCCAGCAAAGAUGCCUGAAAUAUAUGUGAGAAAUCACAAUCUUGACAGACAGAUGCACAUACAAUUGAAUAAGGACUGGUACCAAUAUGUUAGCAAUUUAGAAAGAGAUGAUCCAUGUAUAUUUUCUGCUAUAUCCUGGCUUCAAGAAAAUGCAAAAAAUUAUAUCAAAUUAGAAGAGAAAAAAACAAAACAAAAAGAGAUAAAAGAAGAGCACUAUGUCAGAUAUUGGAUUUAUUCACACCAUAUUUAUAGUAAACCAAAAAGGCAGGAAAUCCUCCACUUGGCCAAUGAACUAGAUAUAAGUGGAUUUUGCAUGCCAGGCAAACCAGGUAUAAUCUGUAUAGAAGGCUCUUUAGAAAAUUGCACGGAUUGGUGGCAGACAAUAAAAUCUAUGAACUGGAAACAAAUAUUUAUCAAAGUGAUGGAAGAAGACGAGAUGAAAAACAGGAGCAGUUUCCGAAAAUUCGGAAAGUUGCAAGAGAUGGUGUUCCAAAAUCAUGGGCCUAAGUUCAAUCAUAUGGACAUGGGGGGAUUUUACAAGUACCUUGAGAAACAUGGUUUGGGAUAUGUGUUCAAGGAUUUGUUUGGAGUUCAACCCAAGGCUGAAGGAAAUUGAGACAUUAAAUAAGUUGGAGUUUUUGUAAAAUUGUUUUUAUUCUGAUUUUUAUACGUUUUGCUUAAUAAAUAGGAAAAAGUGAAGUGAAUUUGUUAAUAAAAACCAUAUAGGUAAUCUAGACAAUCUAGAGGAUUCUU